Messenger RNA from Carcharodon carcharias (great white shark), 1002 nucleotides. RefSeq names its product collagen alpha-1(XVIII) chain-like. Bases 1 to 1002 code for a protein of 333 amino acids. Lineage: Eukaryota; Metazoa; Chordata; Chondrichthyes; Lamniformes; Lamnidae. The record is from RefSeq and is a predicted model, not a curated record. The transcript is spliced from 12 exons.
AUGAAUGGCACGGCUGGAUUCGGCUACCGCGGCCCGAAGGGGGAGAAAGGAUCCCCGGGGAGCCAGGGUCCCCCGGGCGCCCCCGGCCUCGCUGGCGCCACGGUCCAGGAACGCGGUGACGGCGUCGUUGUGGGGCAGGGCGUCGGCGGGCAAGGGCCACCCGGACCGCAGGGACCACCGGGUCCUCCUGGGAGAGACGGGGAGCCGGGGGAUCCUGGUGAAGAUGGCAAGCGGGGUGAGAUUGGUCCUCAAGGCUUCCCAGGAACUCCCGGCGAUCAUGGGUCCAAAGGAGAUAAGGGUGACCUGGGGGUCGGAGCCCCAGGACCAAGAGGACCCCCUGGACCACCCGGACCACCUUGCCUACCAGGUCCACCAGCUGAGGUCGCCAAGACGGACAAACUGACCUUUCUCGAUAUGGAAGGUUCCGGAUAUGACGGAAACCUCGAAAACUUUCGGGGAUUGCCUGGGCCCCCUGGACCACCCGGGGUCCCUGGUCUUCCUGGUCUCCCUGGAGUGUUUGGUAUGAACAGUACUGUCGUACCCGGACCCCCAGGAGCAGAUGGAAGGCCUGGUAUCCCCGGACCAAUGGGACCUCCGGGGCCUAGCGGCCCACCAGGACAAGAUGGCCGACCGGGAGUGUCGGGGGAGAAGGGAAUGCAGGGCGAGCCUGGUGACUUGGGUCUCCCAGGAGCUCAGGGACCAAAGGGUUCCCCAGGACAGACUGGGCCUCCAGGUCAGCCUGGUUUAGCUGGCUUACCAGGGCCAAUAGGACCCCGUGGACCCCCUGGACCACCGUCAACGAGUCUCCGGGCUGGCUUUGAGGACACGGAAGGAUCUGCCUACCCAGUAAUCACGGGACUGCCAGGGGAACGAGGGCUGGAAGGUGUUCAGGGGAUCCCAGGAGUACCCGGUCUACCUGGAGUUCCUGGGCUGAAGGUAAGGAGAUCGCCCGUCCAGUCACAGGGCUGUGUGGCGCGGCUUCCUGAUCGAGGCUUUGGUUAA